AACAAAUUGUCAUCUCCAUCAAAUCGCGGGCUCCUUCCGCCGUAACCACCGCCGCAUCUCACCCGUUACUCAACGCCACUGCAACCGCAUCUCACUUCCUCCUGCGACAGAUUCACGUGCUGCACACAAACAAACAUCCGCCUCGUGGAGCGUGCUGUCACGUGACCCACAUAGCGAUGUUGUCGAGUGCGGUGACCCGCAGUCCUCACCCAUGUUUGUACUAGGACUGGACAGGCUGGGAAACCAUAACUGAUCUCAAACCGGAGUGAAAACGAAAGUAGAAAAAGGAACUGAAAACAGGCGAAUCAGCCAUUCACCUGGAGUAACGUGUUUCGCGUGGAACCAGUUCUGUGUGCCACUCGUGCUGACAGCAGUCGCGACCCCCCGGGAUGUAUCUGUGGGUGGUGCUGCUGGUCUUCCUACUGGUUCUCCCAGUACUUCUCCAGAUCAGCCACACCGUCAAAUACUACGUCAAGUUCACCAUCUACUACGUGUUCUUGACGGCAAUAGGCUCAGGAGUCACAAUUCUGUCGCUCUUCAAACCUAAAGACCUCAACAAUUUCAGCUAUGCUGCUGUGGCGUUCAACCUGGUGCGGAAGGCGUUUGGCAUCCACACUGAAGUGAUUGACGUGGAAAACCUCCAUUCAGAUGAACCAUACAUCCUUGUAUCCAACCACCAGAGCUCCCUCGACCUUAUGGGAAUGGCUGUUAUCAAGCCCCCAGAACUGUACGUGUUUGGCAAAGAAGGAGAUCAAAUAUGCAGCAGGACCUUUCGGACUGGCGAUCUGGUUGAGCGGGGGCAUUUUUAUCGACCGCCUGGACAAGGAGAAAGCCAUGUCUACCAUGGCGAAGACAGCCGACAUCAUCAAUAAAAAUAAGUGCAAGGUGUGGAUCUUCCCCGAGGGCAAGAGGAACCAUGGGGGAUCCCUGCUGCCCUUCAAGAAGGGGGCGUUCCAUCUGGCAGUACAGGCAAAGGUGCCUAUAGUCCCCGUGGUCUUCUCCUCCUACUCUGGAUUCUAUGACAAGAAGAAGAAGCAUUUUGACACGGGGCGGUUCACCAUCACGUGCCUGCCUCCCGUCCAAACUACCGGGAUGACGUCAGAUGAUGUCGCGGGGCUGACAGACAAAAUCUAUAACCGGAUGUUGGAGGUUUAUAACCGGACGUCACCAGCUCCAUCUGGUGGCAGCUCGCACUGAUAGUUCUGCGGAAGUUCUGCGGAAGUUGAACUAAUUUUAUGUUGUUUGGUGUUUCUAACAUGACCCGAAUUCCACAAGACGGGUGGCUACCGUUCCCAUUUGGGAUAGAAUGAAAGCGAGGCCUGGAAUGAACACAUGACUAGGCCAUGCGAGGUUGGGUCGUACCUGGGGAAAAAAUGAACUGUGUACAUACUGUCCAUGUAAUAAAUACUUCCAUGGCU
Messenger RNA from Haliotis rubra (blacklip abalone), 1418 nucleotides. RefSeq names its product 1-acyl-sn-glycerol-3-phosphate acyltransferase alpha-like. The transcript is spliced from 6 exons. Lineage: Eukaryota; Metazoa; Mollusca; Gastropoda; Lepetellida; Haliotidae. Gene Ontology annotation, cellular component: endoplasmic reticulum. Gene Ontology annotation, molecular function: 1-acylglycerol-3-phosphate O-acyltransferase activity. Gene Ontology annotation, biological process: phosphatidic acid biosynthetic process. The coding region runs from base 649 to 1197 and encodes 182 amino acids. The record is from RefSeq and is a predicted model, not a curated record.